AUGUACGGACAUUGUCAGGACUAUAAUCUUUACGAAGCUCCCAUCUAUGAGAACCUAAUCGACCCACCAUUGUUCUACAUAGAGAGAUUCUCCCCUAUUCUCCAAGAAACCGACUUGAAACCACGAUAUCGUACGGAACCUCCGAUGCUAGCCCCAACUCCACGAACUCCUCCUCCAUCGAGGGAAUACAAAAAAGAGUUUCAAUCAUUUUUGUCGGAGUGUCCACCACCAGAGCCAACAGACACGCGUAACACGCCAGUUCAUUUGCCUGAGAUUUCUCGUCAGGAGCCGGCUAGAGCAAAACUUUCGAAACAGGCAAGACCACCGAAAAAGGCAAAAAAUUGCUCAAAAUUGCCAAGCGAUCCACCACAAAGAGGACGAGCCAGAACUCCGAGAUUUUUCAUCAAGAUGGCUCAGAUAUGCGCCAAGUGGGAACAAUCUCAAAAGGAUCGGGCAUCUGCUUCAAUUGCUGAUCGUCUGAAUACCCUCACCAUUGGAGAAUUCUACCCACAGGAUCCAUCCCCAGUACUUACCAUGGUUACAUCGAAACUUCUCAUGAUCAUAAAACUUAUAUCACUCUUUGAGUUUUUUUAA
Molecule: messenger RNA, 594 nt
Organism: Caenorhabditis briggsae
Lineage: Eukaryota; Metazoa; Nematoda; Chromadorea; Rhabditida; Rhabditidae
Exons: 3
Coding region: 1-594 (197 amino acids)
Source: RefSeq, a predicted model, not a curated record